CUGGUGCCCCCUCCUCCUGCUCCACCGAACACAGAGGCGGAUGAGUUUCUGGGCAUGAUGAGGGUUGGAUGUGAGGACUCAAGCUGUUGGAGUGUUUCAAGCUGAAGAGAUAAGAUACCUGAUGGAUGUUAUAGAUACAGAGUUUUGGGGAGGUGAUGGGUGGUCCUUGCCCACCUUAAAAGCAGUUUACUUUGAGGGCGGUGGCUGUCUUCUCUUCCCCGCUCACCUGGUCAGCACCGAAACUUGACGUCGCCGCUUCACCCAAAACAAUGUCCAAACCACGGGACUUCAGCAGCCAGUCGUACUCCCCCAGCAGCAGCACGGGACCAAGCAAAAGCACCGCAAAAAACAACAGCAAUGCCAAGGAGAAGGACGAGAUGGUCGGACUCAACGACAAAUUCGUCAGACUCAUUGAGAAGAUGAAGGAGCUGGAGGAUGAAAAUAAAAAACUCGAGAUGAAGCUGAAGAUCCUCAAGGAGCAGGAGAAGUACAACGGGAACAUCAACGACAUCGUGAAGCAGCUGGAAAAUGAGCUGGAGGAGCAGAUUGAGAGCUUGCUCCGUGACCAGGACAAGCUUCACUCUGAGCUAGCAGCAAGUAAGGACGAGCUGCAAGAUACCAAGAAUAGGUAUAAUGAUGAGGUUCAAAAGAAAAAUGAGUUGGAGAGUGAGUUUAUUGUCACCAAAAAGGAAGUGGAUGAUGGUCACUUGGAGGCUGUGGAUCUGGCUCUGGAGCUGGAGGACCUGAUGGGAAAACUGGACUUCCUCAGAGUUGGCUAUGAUGAGGAGAUCAGAGAGCUGGAGUCCCUCAUCCAAAAUGAGACAGUUAUCCUACGUAACAACAACAUACGGUCACUGGACAUGGACGAGAUUAUCGAAAGCGUCAAGAUUCAGUACGCCAACAUUGCCGCACGCACCAGGGAGGAGGCUGAGCAGUGGAAUGAGAGGAAGAUGGAUUCCAUGGUUCUCACUGCAGGACAACGUGAGCAUGAAGUGCGUGAGGUCAAAAGGGAGAUAUCAGAUCUGCUGCGCCUCAUCCAGAGGCUUAAAGGGGAUCUGGAAUCUCUCACAAGGAAGGAAGAAUCCCUGAAGAAAGAAAUCAAUGAUCUGACAACAGAAGGUGAUGAGAAUCUGCUGAAAAGUAGGGAGGACAUUGCUCGGCUGGAGGAUGCCUUGAAGCGGGCUAAGCAGGACUUGGCCUCACUGAUCCGCGAGUACCAGGAGCUGAUGAGCCUCAAGCUGGCCCUGGACAUCGAAAUUGCCACCUACCGCAAGCUUCUGGAGGGCGAGGAGCAGAGAAUGAACGAAAUCAUGAGCAACGCAGACGUUCACCAACCAAUGAAGCAACAGCCGCCAGAAAAGCCGCAAGCCCCAGAUUCCACCAUCGCCCCAACAACCAACACCAUCAUCCCAAUGGCCACCAUCACAGAAGCAUACCAAGACUCCAAGAAAUGCCUGCUGAUCCGGGUGAAUGUGGAAGCAGGGAAGGUCGUGUCUGAAAGCUACUUUUAUGAUGAAGACUGAUCAGUACUGUCUUUCUAUCACUGACUGCAGCAUAAUCCAUAAAAUGUGAAUUUGUUAGAUUAUUAAUUUAAAGUCAGAUUUUUUUUAUACAUGAUCUGUUUUGCUUGUGUGCUUUAUUUCGUUACCUGGUGGACUGUAAACAACAGCUCCUUGGCAGGUUGAACAUCUUUCUCAGAAUCAGUGCUUGGGGGAUUUGUGACAUUUCGUUUAUUUUAAGCAUAGACAAAAAUAGGCUUCUUAUCCAUGUUUGCAUUUCCAAAUGUGACGCCACUUUGUAAUGUGUUUUUACAGGUAUCUGACCUCUUUUGAUACAAAGAGAAUACAGAAAAUACAGGAUAUUAAAAGUGAGAAGAUUUCUUAAACAUAUGAACUAUGAAAACCAAACAAGUGUGUUUCCUGCUGUUGGUGUAUGUCUUGUGUCAGGAUGAAAAACAGAGCAAUAUUGUUUCCUAGAAGUCACAUUGUAAAGAGGCUCACAUUGAUCUGGUGUUAUAGUUUCAGACUUAAACAGCUUUUCAACAGCAGUGGAAUGAAACUGAGACAAGAAAUUGCUGUGGAAUAAAUUUAAUAAAUAAAGCAACAUGAUCAAGGUACUGUA
Sphaeramia orbicularis (orbiculate cardinalfish) is the source of this 2121-nucleotide messenger RNA. Its product is annotated as keratin, type II cytoskeletal 8-like. The transcript is spliced from 10 exons. Gene Ontology annotation, cellular component: keratin filament. The record is from RefSeq and is a predicted model, not a curated record. Lineage: Eukaryota; Metazoa; Chordata; Actinopteri; Kurtiformes; Apogonidae. The coding region runs from base 270 to 1523 and encodes 417 amino acids.